This is a messenger RNA of Psammomys obesus (fat sand rat), 1605 nucleotides long. RefSeq names its product zinc finger CCCH-type containing 8 (gene Zc3h8). The transcript is spliced from 9 exons. NCBI's taxonomy places the organism in Eukaryota, Metazoa, Chordata, Mammalia, Rodentia, Muridae. The coding region runs from base 141 to 1061 and encodes 306 amino acids. The record is from RefSeq and is a predicted model, not a curated record. Gene Ontology annotation, biological process: negative regulation of DNA-templated transcription. Gene Ontology annotation, cellular component: nucleus. Gene Ontology annotation, molecular function: RNA binding; metal ion binding.
CCAAGCAGCCCGUGCGCGUGCGCGCGCGCGCGGGGGGCGGGGCCUGCGGCCCUCGGCGCGCCCCCGGCUUCCUUAGCCUCCGCUGUCUUGGUUGCUCAGUAGCUGCUCGGCGUGGAGACGGACGGGUCUCCGUCUGAGUUAUGGAUUUUGAAAAUCUUUUCUCAAAACCCCCCAAUCCGGCCCUCGGCAAAAAACCGGCCGCCGACCCUGAGGAAAGAAUUGAUGAUGAAGUAGAUGGUACUGAAGUUGAAGAAACGCAGACAGAGAAAGUCAAAUGGGAAGUAAAGCGGGUCUGUGAAAAAAUCCCCAAGAAAUUUAAACAUCAUGGAAACUCUACAACAUUGCCAAAGAGCUUGCCACGUAAAAAGUCAAGAAGUAAGGACUAUGACCCAUACAGUGAUGGUGAGAUAUGCAGUCAAGAAUCAGAAGAUAAUUUUGACAAAGAGCUUCAACAGUACAUACAUGCCAAAGAAAUGGCAAAUGCUGCUCAACCCUCACUGCCUCCUGAAGAAUCUGUGAAGAAAGAGGGAGCAGAAGGUACCCAGCAGACUGUCAAACAAAAAAAUAAAAAAUCUAAAGCUGGUCACAAGAAAGUUAAACAGAAGAAAAUGAAGCGAAAGUGGCCUGGCACUGGAUAUAAAGGGUCAGGUGCCUUGCUGAAGAACAGUGGCUCCCAAGAAAAGGCUGCUGAGCCUAAAGAUAAGCAGCCAUGUGUGAGGAUGAGUCAAGGUUUCAUCAAUCAGCACACGGUGGAACGUAAAGGGAAGCAAGUUUGCAAAUACUUUCUUGAAAGGAAAUGUAUUAAGGGAGACCAGUGUAAGUUUGAUCAUGAUGCAGAGAUAGAGAAGAAAAAGGAAAUGUGUAAGUAUUAUGUACAAGGAUAUUGCACCAAAGGCGAGAACUGUCUGUAUUUGCAUAAUGAAUAUCCUUGCAAGUUUUAUCACACAGGAACAAAAUGUUAUCAGGGUGAGCAUUGUAAUUUUUCUCAUGCCCCGCUGACUCCUGAAACACAGGAACUGUUGGCUAAAGUUUUGGAUCCUGAAAAGAAGCCAUGUAAAUAGACUUAAAAGCUUGUAUAGAGGACAAAUCCAUUCCUGUUCAAGACUGGUGAUUUGGAAUAGUUCAUAAGGCUCCUCAGUGAAUGCACCGUCCUGUGUCGUGAUCACGUGCGGCUCCCUGUGGGCACACAGAGGUAGAUCCGGUGCUCAGCUGAAGGUGCGUCUACACGGGGAAGCUUCAGCUCUUGUGGCCGGAGAGGAGCGCGAGCAUGCUGGCUGGUGGUAACUGCCGUGGUGUGCUAGGUUGCUGAAGUCUCUUCCAGUCAAGAUCUCCGCGUACAAUUUUGUACAAGCACAGAAUGAGCAAAGAGAGGCUGAGUGAGAGGAUGGGAGAAAUAAUGGGAAGGAUGGUGAUGGAGAGCUGCUAGGGAACACGGGGUAGUAAGUGGCACCGCCACAUGUCUUUAAAUACUUGGCACAGUGUUUGUAACAGUUCAGAGUUCCACGGUGUGGUUUAGCAGAGAAUGGGGUUCUGUGAUCUUUUUAAAAACAAUUUCCUGUUGGAUAUUCGUUUCUAAUUAUUACUGCUUAAAUAAAGUGGAAUAAU